Molecule: messenger RNA, 573 nt
Organism: Colletotrichum scovillei
Lineage: Eukaryota; Fungi; Ascomycota; Sordariomycetes; Glomerellales; Glomerellaceae
Exons: 2
Coding region: 1-573 (190 amino acids)
Source: RefSeq, a predicted model, not a curated record
AUGGAGGUCGUUCCGCUGACAAAGUUUGCGACCAAACAGGACGGAGAAGGAGGAGGAGAAGAAGAAGAAGAAGACGAAGAAGAGGUGCCGAUGCCUAAAGAGGGGUCGAAGGAUCCCAAGGAGACCUCGAAGGAUCCCAAAGAGUCUGGAAAGAAGGCUGCCACCACCAUCACCACGAAGCCUACAGCGAACACUACGACGAAGCCCAAGACGCAGUCUACGACGCAGCCCCCGAUGAGACCCCCGACGAAGCCCCCAAUGAAGCCCAAGACGCGGCCCAUAACGCGGCCGAUGCAGCCCUCAACAGAACGAAGUUGCUCGAACAAACCCCAAGCAAAGUACAACGAGCCUAGAACGUCGGCGAGAACACAGGUCCAGGCCGAGGGCCAGGUCCGAGUCCAAGGAGCCAGCAUGCCCUCUGCUUCCCUCUCUUCUUCCGUCCAUACUUCCUUACUCCCCUCUUCUUUCCCCUGUUCCCGCUACUACUGCCCCUCCUUCUCCACCACCUCCUACUUCCGCUACUCCGUCUGCUUCUUUGCCAUUGGGUAUCCGGGUAUCGGGGGCAUGGCCUGA